Messenger RNA from Aquila chrysaetos chrysaetos, 2858 nucleotides. RefSeq names its product zinc finger RANBP2-type containing 2 (gene ZRANB2). The transcript is spliced from 10 exons. Lineage: Eukaryota; Metazoa; Chordata; Aves; Accipitriformes; Accipitridae. The coding region runs from base 92 to 1096 and encodes 334 amino acids. The record is from RefSeq and is a predicted model, not a curated record. Gene Ontology annotation, biological process: RNA processing. Gene Ontology annotation, molecular function: lipopolysaccharide binding; RNA binding.
GACAGCCCGGCCGGCGUAGGACCCCGGUCCUCUUCCGCGGCGGCGGCGGCGGCGGCGGCGGCGCUGGGCUCUGGGCUCGGCGCGGCCCAAGAUGUCGACCAAGAAUUUCCGAGUGAGCGACGGGGACUGGAUCUGCCCCGACAAGAAGUGUGGGAAUGUUAACUUUGCUAGAAGAACCAGCUGUAACAGAUGUGGAAGAGAAAAAACGACAGAAGCCAAAAUGAUGAAAGCUGGAGGGACUGAAAUAGGAAAGACACUUGCUGAAAAGAGUCGUGGCCUCUUCAGUGCUAACGACUGGCAGUGUAAAACAUGUGGUAACGUGAACUGGGCCAGAAGAUCAGAAUGUAAUAUGUGUAAUACUCCAAAGUAUGCUAAAUUGGAGGAAAGGACAGGAUACGGAGGAGGAUUUAAUGAACGAGAGAAUGUUGAAUAUAUAGAACGUGAAGAAUCAGAUGGGGAGUAUGAUGAGUUUGGUCGCAAAAAGAAAAAGUACAGAGGGAAGCCGGUUGGUCCUGCAUCUAUCCUGAAGGAAGUAGAAGAUAAGGAAUCUGAAGGGGAAGAUGAGGAGGAUGAGGAUGAAGAUCUCUCUAAAUAUAAAUUGGAUGAGGAUGAGGAUGAAGACGAUGCUGACCUUUCAAAAUAUAAUCUUGACGCCAGUGAAGAAGAGGACACUAAUAAGAAAAAGAAAUCCAAUAGGCGCAGUCGUUCUAAGUCUCGAUCUUCCCACUCACGAUCUUCAUCGCGCUCAUCCUCUCAUUCAAGCUCAAGGUCUAGGUCCAGGUCCCAUUCAAGAAGUUCUUCCAGUUCCAGAUCAAGAUCUCGUUCCAGUUCCAGAGAACACUCUAGAUCUCGUGGGUCGAAAUCAAGAUCCAGCUCCAGGUCCUACAGGGGGUCUUCCACCCCAAGAAAAAGAUCUUACUCAAGCUCUCGUUCAUCAUCUUCCCCUGAGAGAAGCAAGAAGCGAAGUCGUUCUAGAUCUUCUUCAUCUGGUGAUCGCAAAAAAAGACGAUCGAGAUCACGGUCACCCGAAAGACGCCGCAGAUCGUCAUCUGGAUCUUCCCAUUCUGGUUCCCGUACAAGUUCUAAAAAGAAAUAAUGUAUUAAAUCUCACAUUUAAAAAAAAAAAAAAAAAAAAAAAAAAUUCCAGUCAGUGCAUGAGACAUUUUUAAGAAGUUGGUGUCUUACUUGGUCAGAAGUGCUAAAUCUGCUAGUAGAGAUGCAUGUCUGUCCUUGCUUUCUGGAAAACUGCAGCUUUGUUCAUUCAUGAAACAAAAAGUGAGGUAGCAUUUUAAGCCAUAAACUCCCUAGAGCAGGUGUGAAGUUUUAUUAUUUGAGUAAGGGGCAGGUUUAUUUUUAAAGACUCAGUUACUCGAUUCCUGGCUCUCUUACAUGUAUGAGGCAGGUUGGAUAUGUUCUAAUACAACUCUGCUCUUCGUGUGACAAUUACGAAGCAGUAUCUGAGGAAUAGAGGAAAAACCCAUGAGCUUUCUGCAUCCAACGCCUGAGCUUGUUUGAUGUAGCUCGUAUGGGACCACAAAAGAUUAGCGUAGCUGUAGGGCUGGUGUUACCCAUUGGAUGACAGUAGUGAGUACUUAGGUCUAAUUAUUUUUUUGUUUUUCUGUGUUGAAGUAAAAGUAUAGAUGGAUGCCCCUCUCUUUAGCUAUGCUCAGUGCAAAAUAGCUGUUAAAUACCCAGUCCAUCAUAUGAUUUGGUAGAGAGUGAAUUAGACUUCAUUCCGUCGAAGCGAGGACGUUUGAGACAUUGGGCGCUAUCCUCUCCAUUGCUCGAGUCUCAUAGCUGCCAGUGCCUGUCACUAGAAAUUAUUUGCUGCAGUCAGCAAAGUGCCCUUUCUGCAGUGGGUACUGGCUAUGGUAUUUUCACAUGCAUGGAACCGGGACUCUGCGAUCCUUUCUUGCAAAAGGAUCAUUUAGGAACUACUCUCGAGAUGGAGGAAUAUGGAACUAGCUUCUCGGAAUCAAGUGAAGCUUCUGCAGGCCAUCUGUAAAAUUCAUUUUGGGCUGACUAAAAUUUUCAAGGUAUCUGAAUUUUAUUUAUAUUUAAAAAUGAGAAUUAAUAAACUCUGUAGAAAGUUCUGACAUCUUAAAUGUGUUCUUGAUCAGUCAUUCUUUUUCCCUUAAAUAUAAUUUAUGGCUUAAAAUGCUUUAUUGAAUCUAUUUUACUAGCAAUAUCACAUUAAAACUUGGUCUCUCUUGAGCUCCGUUUGGUUAAGAAAAGUUUAAGUAUCUUCAGUGCCAUGACAAGGUAAGUAUGUUAAGGAAAAUUCUUCUUUUUAAGCAAGUAAACAGCAAUAUAUCUGCAUUUAUUUCAGUAAUAAAACUUCCAAGCCCAUAUUUGACCACUUUCUUUAAAUGAACUGCACAAAAACAAACGGAGCAAAAUUUAAAAACUACAUUCUGCUUUCUUUUUAUUUUUUUUAAGACACUUCUUUUGGACUGGUAUAUAAGCAAAAUGUUUUUGUUGUAGAAAUAUUUUGAUAAUCUUUUUGCAGAAAAAAAUGCUCUGCAGUUUCUUCUUUAAUGCUUUCUUUUAUAUCUAAUUUCAAUGCUAAAUGUGUGUAGAUUGCACAAGAGCAGGUUAGUCUUGUAACUGUGCCUCUGACGACUUCAAAGUCCAACUACUAAAUUGUAAAGAUCAGAUCAAAUAGAUGCUAUGUUGUUAGCCUUUGGGUUUUUUCUUGUGCUUUGUAUUAAAAUUGUUGCUGUACUUAACAGAUGAAAGUUUUUAAAUUUAGCAAAUGAUAGGCUACAGACAAAGGAAAAUUAUGGUUUCUUUUGGCUUAGAUAAAAUGUAAGGCAAAAUGAUUCUGUAGACAAGUGUAAAUAAAACCUGUGAGUCAA